Molecule: messenger RNA, 1608 nt
Organism: Fonsecaea erecta
Lineage: Eukaryota; Fungi; Ascomycota; Eurotiomycetes; Chaetothyriales; Herpotrichiellaceae
Exons: 1
Coding region: 1-1608 (535 amino acids)
Biological process (GO): protein complex oligomerization; response to salt stress; protein folding
Source: RefSeq, a predicted model, not a curated record
AUGCCUCCCAUCUACUACUUGAAUCAACCACCCCAUCCCUUCUGGGACUUUGUCGCCGGGAUCGAAGAUCACCCGUUCUUCGCCCAGCAUCGACGACCCGUCCCGCCAACGCCACCACCACAUCCUCCCCGUCCAGGGGCCGAGCAGUCUCAAGUGCGGACACAGGCGACCGCUGGUGCUUCCGCCCAAGUCAACGAGAAAUCCAAGGGCAAGCAGCCCGAGACCGGCGUCGAGGACCCUCCUGAAGUCGACCCGGCCACCCUUGCGUCAGAAGGUAAGGACGUGCCGUUCCGUGGUCGUGGUCGCUUCGCCAAAAGCUUUGAAGACAAUGACAACAAGGACAAUGCCGAAGAAGGCCACAGCGGCCGUCGAGGCGGGCGCGGCUGUCAUGGCCAUCACCGCGGUCAUAACGCCUGGGCAGGAGCAGUGCCUUUCGGUCCCCAUCCAUUCGGGCCCCCUCCCUUCUUCUGGGGUACUCAUGGCCCCUUUGGUCACCAUGGACCCCCUGGACAUGAGGGUGCUGAAGGCCAUGGUCCCCACGCUGGAUUCCGUGGCCGUGGAGGCUUUCAUAGGGGAGGUCGUGGAGGACCACACCAUCAACAUCAUGGACCCCAUGCCCGCUCUCCACCACGCAGCGGCCCCUUCGCUGGUGGUCGCCCAGGCCAAGCAUCUGGCUUCGAUCUGAGCAACUUCCUGAACAAUCUUGGUGAGCGGCUGGGGGUCGACUUGACCUCUGCCGCUGCAGGUCUUGGACUGCGCUCCCCACGCUCCACCGAGACCGACUUUGAACCGAGGACCGACAUCUUCGACAUCGCUGCGGCCUACAUCAUCCACCUCUCCCUGCCCGGUGCCAAGAAAUCUGACGUUGGCGUCGACUGGGACGGCGAGCACUCGGUCGUACGCGUUGCUGGCGUUGUCCACCGGCCCAAUGUCGACGAGCAUAUGAUGUCCCGCUUGGUUGUGGAUGGCCGCAAGCGGGAAACCGGCGUCUUUGAGAAGACCAUCCGCCUGGGCACACCAAAGGACCCUGCCAAUGUCGACGUCGACGGCAUCACUGCCAAGAUGGUGGACGGUGUCCUGAUCGUCCGCGUACCCAAAGUUGAGAAGACAUUUGAAAAGAAAGAAGUCUAUGUGGGUGGUAGCUCGUCUCCCUCCCCUGCCAGGCCCUACCAAGAGAGGCCUGAGGACGUAUACAUAAACGAGAAGGACCUCCUGUUCGAUGCCACCGACGACGUUGAGGAUAGGGACAUGUACGACGCCGAACCUGUGCCCGAACCUCAACAGAAAGCUUCCACAACCCAACAACAAUCUGCCCCGGCGGACGCCCCUAUGAGCGAGACGGCGACGGCGGAGGCAAAGGAGAAGCAACGUGAAGCCAGGGACAGAGACGACCGCUCUGAGACGGUUGAUUUCGAGGCUCCACACAAUGGAACGACCGAGACUCUCCCGAGAUAUGAGGUCGAGGACACUACUACCAACAACAACAAGGCUGAAGGUCCCUACCACCACCAGCUCCGUGCAAGUGUCGAUGAGGAGGACAAUAUGAGCGACUGGGAGAAGUACGGUUCUGAGGACGAGGGCGAGUAUGUUAAGAUCAACGUCGACUGA